Molecule: messenger RNA, 5206 nt
Organism: Orcinus orca (killer whale)
Lineage: Eukaryota; Metazoa; Chordata; Mammalia; Artiodactyla; Delphinidae
Gene: BEND7
Product: BEN domain containing 7
Exons: 8
Coding region: 140-1471 (443 amino acids)
Molecular function (GO): DNA binding
Source: RefSeq, a predicted model, not a curated record
CCCGCGCUCCCGCUGCCGGGUGACAAGAGCCAGCGCCGCCGCCGCCGCCUCGGCCGCCGCUCCCUCCGUCCCUCCGCCCGGCCGGCUGGCCGCUCCCGGCCGCAGCCCCUGCCCUGCCCGCCCGCCUGCCCGCCGCACCAUGGAGUUCUCGGAGAGGAAGCGGAGCAGGAAAUCCCAGAGCUUCAAACUGGUGAGCCGAGAUUAUCACCAUGAGGUCUGUAAGAUCUCAGAAUUCAGCACCGAUGUUAAUGGGAAGGCCAAAGAGACACAACCCAUUUUUUUAGGAGACGAAAGCAUGGAAAUUAAAAAACAAAUUACAGGAAUGAGAAGAUUACUGAAUGACAGCGCUGGGAGGAUCUACCAGCGUGUGGGCAAGGAGGGGGAGAAGUUGAAAGAAGAACCCCAGGAUCUGGAUUCGAUGUGGCCUCCGCGUUUGAACCCUGUGGAGGCCCUACCGAGCCUGCACCCGUCUUCCCGGGGUGCAUGGAACGAGCUACCAGCCCAGAGCGGGCGGUUCUCAGGGCAGUAUGGUACCCGCUCCAGAACCUUCCAGAGCCAGUCCCACGCCGCCGGGAGCUCCAAUGGAGAACUUCCAGUGGUGAAUUCGUCAGUUGGAUCAAACUGCUGUACUUGUAACUGCCAGUCGACGUUGCAGGCCAUUCUCCAGGAGCUCAAGGCCAUGCGGAAACUGAUGCAGAUUCAGGCAGUUGGAACCCAGAACAGACAACAACCCCCAAUUUCCCUUAUCUGCUCCCAGCGAACUGCCGUCUCGCGCAAGAGAAAUAAAAAGAAAAAAGUGCCCCUGAAGACUGUGGAAUCUCUCACUGUGAAACAGAAGCCCAGUGCGUCAGAAGCCGAGAAGAAGGCGGUGGCGGCCCCCGAGAAUCCCAGUCUCCCCUCGGCCGAGCACACCUCCCCCAGGGAGAACCACAUCCUAGGAUUUGGCAUCGUACUCGAAUCACCAGCCUCUGAUCCAGAAGUGCAACUUGCUGAAGGCUUCGAUGUGUUUAUGCCUAAAUCUCAGCUGGACUCUAUACUGUCAAACUACACUCGCUCAGGAAGCCUUCUGUUUAGAAAACUGGUGUGUGCAUUUUUUGAUGACAAGACUUUGGCUAACUCCUUACCCAAUGGGAAGAGGAAAAGAGGACUCAAUGACAACCGGAAAGGACUAGACCAAAAUAUUGUGGGUGCAAUAAAAGUCUUCACAGAAAAAUACUGCACUGCUAAUCACGUGGAUAAACUUCCUGGCCCAAGAGACUGGGUUCAGAUUCUACAGGAUCAAAUCAAACUGGCCAGAAGAAGGUUAAAAAGAGGCUCAGCAGAGGCAGCUGACGGUGAUGAACGGCUGGACUGCGUUUCUCUACCCCCAACAGGUAAAACACAUUUCCCUUUUCAUCACCUGCUGGAAAAUACAGCCCGUGAGAAUAUUUGCAUGGAAAAUGUUUUUAACAUCAGAGAGGCAGAUGCUUGAGCAAACUGCUUCUGUAAGAGGCCCAACCCCUAGUAAUCAGAGGAGCUCAAUGCCCUGCAUUCAGAGAGAUUUUGCACAUUGAAUAUGAAAAGCUACCGUUUUUUCACAUUCUGUUUCAUCUGCCUGAUAACCUCAGAACAGCAAGUCCUAAGAACUUAGUGUCACAACGUUUUGCCUCCCCAAGCCCUGGGACAUUAAAAAAAAUAUUUUAACAUGAAAUGACAUUUCUGUUUAGAUCAGGGAUCAUCCAUUUUAUGAUGAAAUUCACAUGCGCUCUGGCCUCACUCACCUCCCUCGCAAAAACCUUUGCGAGGCAGUGUCAUUGCGCUUCCUAUAAUGGGCACCCGAUGAAUACUGUGUUUUAAGUGACAGAUUGAAUGUGCUCGAUCCAUCUAGCCUGGGUGGCACAUUCCUCACGCUGUAACCCGAUCAGCUGAAUACACCAUCUCACUGCCACACCUGCUGCAGGGUUAAGCCAUAGACUUAAUUCCAACUUCUUAUUUGACUCUCAAGUAAUCCUUCCGACCCCGGGCUCCUCCCUCUGCAUCGGUUCUCACCCGAGAGCCCGAGGGACAGGUGUCUGAUCAGUGAGCCAUGUGACCAACCCUCAGUUGGUCUCAAGACUCUUUAUUCACUUCCCUCAAAAUACCUGAAGGUUCUCUAACAACCAAACCCAGACACACCGCCCCCACCCCCCCCGCAAAAAAAAACCCUGUAAAUGAAAAAGCUCAACUCAGUGUUUUCUCUCCAUUUGGGGUGGUAAGUUUUAAGUUAGGUCUAGCAAGGAUGAGAGGAGUCGUGAGUCUGUGUAGGAACUCGGCGAGGCCCGUGUUCACAGACAGCACUUACCCUGAGUUCACGGUAUAGCAGAAAUGUACGUUAGCGAACUUCAGAGCAGCCAGAAAACUCGGACACGCAAAUGAUACGGUGCUUUCUCUGUCACUGAGUAGCUAAGCAACAGAUCGAUGGAUAAAUAAUGAAAUGACUGCAGAGGGCAAGAGCAACCGGCUUCUAUCACGUUCUCACUGUAUAUAGUCAUUAUAGAAAUUACAGAAAGGGGAGUUCUUGUUUGGCUAUGUUUCCACACUUAUGAACCAAGAGAACUGAAAUGCAUGAUCUCUAUUGUUCCUUCCCAACCUGUGCUCCUCUGAGUAUCAGGACAACUCCUAUCAACCUUGUUCUGACCACCCACUCCAGGUAGAGGCAUGAAGCAUUGCUACUAAUGAGGAAACUGUGCCCUUUCGGGAGGCCCUCUGGAGGAACACCUUGCUGUUCUAGUUGUACUUUCCAGGGUUCCUCCCCCAUCAGCCCCCAUGACCCCAGGACAUUUGCACUGCCCGUCCUGGCCACCAUCUGACACAGUGGGCUUUUAAGAAGUAUUAUUAUUGGAAAACCACUCCCUUGAAAUAAUACCUUUGCCUUUUCCUGUCUGAAGAUGGAGGCAGAGAGAUGUUUCAGAUGAGAACAUUGACAUACAGGAUGGUAGAACCACCUCAUGGAAGUGAAAAGAAUUUCCAGGAAUCUGAGAAAGAAGGCGUGUUAGAGAUCAUCUAGUCCCGUCCCUUCUUUUUAUCCAGUCCUUUUAUUUUACAGGUAAAAAAGCCUGAGGCCCAGAAACACUAAAUGACUUUCUCAAGGUCUCACAGCUGGUUGGUGGCCUGGCCGGAGCCCAGGCCUCUCAGCUCCCAGCCAGUCCACCGCGUAGCUUUCUUACACCUUCUCUGCAUGUUUCCUAAAGAUCCUAAGAGGUGAUGGAUGUCCUAAUCCCUCUAGGAUUCCAUCUCAGUGUCACCCCGUCUUCACAGUUAGAGUGUCUGGCGUAAGUCAGCCUGAAGUCCGCUGCAGCUUCAGCUCUCAGGUUCUUCCCAAGAAGACCCUACCCAAGGCCAUGAGGCCCUAAGGAGGAAAAUAGUAGGACCCCUCCUGCAGUUUUUUUCACUAGACUCCUGAUAGAUAUUUGAUACAAAUCACUAAACAGCAUGAUAAAUAAUACCACUUAUCACCUGGAAAAUGGGAAGAGACGUCACGGAUUGGUGCCCAAAUUUUGCAGUAAUGGAAUUAAACAAUCUUGAUUAGACUGGCAUGUCUCUGGAGUGCCCCUCACAUAAAAGCCCAGUCUGGGGCUUCUCUGAACACAGCACCACGACUUAGUCCUCCCCCCUUUUACGUGUCUCCUUAAUGAGACCGUCCGAGGGAUGAGCUCCACCUUUCUCGUCCAUGCAGCUUCUUCCCUGGAUUGGAGACUCACUGGCCAGACCUUCCUCAUCUGGUCUGUCUGAGCUGGCAACCGUUGGUCCUUUUUAAAGAUUUAACAGUGCCUUUAUUACCUUAUUAAGGUCUUUUUUCUCCUCCCAAAUUCAUGCGUGUUGGGAAGGGGUGGGACGGGGGAAUAAAUCCCCAAGUGUUUCGAUGAACCAGAACCGACCAGGCCACGGUUACAGUCAGGUGUCAGAUGACAUUUAUCUCAGUCCGUUAACACUUAAGCAAACUUCUGUUUGUCUAGCUUUAACAAAAAUGGAUACAGAUUUUUCGAGUGGAAAAACAUAUUUUCUUAAUUUCUUUUCCCUCGACCCUGUCAGUAAGCGUUUUUGAGCGAUGCCAGGAGUCAGCACUGAGUUAGGUUCUGGUGAACAAAUCCCACCCUCAGACCAGAGGCAGAGGCUACUACAGCCCAGGGGUGGAGACAGAGCUCUGAUAAAGGAGAAAAACCACCAUAAGGGAACAAUUUUGGGGGGGAAAGAGUACAGAGAAUAAAAUCAAAACAGUACUGAAAUUUAAAGGAGGCUUCUGGAUUUGAAAUAGAACAGUGCAGAGCGCACCUAGGCUUAGCAUUUUUUGCUCAUAAAUUGGCCUUCUUUUGCACACAUUUUAGAAAUUAAUACAGAAAAGUGUAAGGAAGAAAAUGCAAAUUACUUUUACCACCCAGAGACAACCAUUAUUGUUGGGUGUUUUUUCCCAGACUUUUCUCUAUAUUUUUUUAAUUUAUAUAAUGGAGGUCAAAUCCAUCCAAUUUUGUUUCCUAAAGUUUUGUUCUGUUUGGUUUUACCACCUAACAAGCGUUUCCCAUUUUAUUACAAAUCUCCACACACAUUAUUUUAAUAGCUGCACUAUAUUCCAUCUUACAGGCCAUAUUGUAUUUUAUUUAGCCAUUUUCUACUCCUGGAUGAUAGAUAUGAACAUACUCUAAUAGGAACCCACAUUCAUGGGUUUUCCUGUAAAAAUCAUCAUUACAGAUUUCUAAUGACUAAAAUUACUCAUUCGGCACACCUAAAGCCUUGGCUAAAAAAUACUGAUUUAGAGGUGAAACACAGACACCUUACCAAUGAGGUCCUGCGUCUGGCCAUGUCAUAGACAAGCGUACAACCCUUCCUUAGAGAAGCGGCCCCCCUUCACUUUCUUGUCUCUGUUGUAGGUCAUAUAUUUGACACCAGGAGAGAAAACACGGAAGACACAGAGACAGCUUUCACUGCCUAGACUUCCCUUUAGCGACACUUCUUAGCGCACGCAUCUCCUCCAUUGGAAUUUCCUCAAAGAUCCACUAGCAUUUCAGGUUACUGCAAAGUGUGGGCGUUCUGUGAAGCUGACCCGUCACGUUUGAAUAGUUUUCAUAUUCUUUCUUUGUAAUGUGUGAUAAUCAAGCCCCCAAUUUGGUCUAAGAUUUUUAAAAAUCAUCUUCAGAGUUGAAUUCUCAGCCUUUAAAUGUCCAGCAUAUCACUGGGUUGGUUCAAUGUCCAU